GUUCUCGUCAUCGUCUCCCCCGAGCACACCCCAACUCUCAUGACCCAUCCUCGCGGAUACCGACACGACGACGGCCAAUACCUGUGCUCGUUUCCCAACAGCGAUAUCUCGCCGGCCACUCCGGCCGGCGUCCUGCAUUUCCCUGACAGGGCGACGUUCAAGUGCGUCCUCCCAGAAAGGAGUCGUCGGAGAUUGCCGUUCCCGAGGCCGGUGCUGACGAAGAACCGCGCACCACCGCCGCAGAGGAGUUCUCCGGCCCCGGAAAUGCUCCGGUGGACCUACGUGGCGUAUGAUUCCCUGACGACGGAGGACGAUGUGGUGGUGUUCGCGAAGGGGCUGAAUCACAGGCAAGGAAUAAACCGUGAGCCGUCGGAAUUUAAGUGCGUGUUCUAUCGGGGCGAUGACGUGGCAAACGGGGUGAGAACUGCCGUUACGAAUUCCAUGCAGGAAGUGUUCCGUUGUCAACGACCCUCCGAACUAAACGCAUCAAUCAAAGUUACCCUGGAAACCGUCCUGGAUAAGCGGGUUCUCCCCAGCGUCGCCUACUAUAACCCCCCGCGCAAGCUAGCUGCGAAGAGCAGCGGGAGGGCGCUACUGUGCGCCUGCACCAUGGUCUACAACGUGGCCAAGUUCUUGAAAGAAUGGGUCGUCUAUCAUUCCAAAAUUGGGGUGCAAAGGUUCCUGCUCUACGAUAACGGCAGCGACGACAACUUGAAAGACGUGGUGGAAGAGCUGGUGAGACAAGGUUACGAUGUAAACACCUACUUUUGGUAUUGGCCCAAGGCGCAGGAGGCCGGUUUUUCCCACAGCGCCGUUUAUGCUAAGGAUUCUUGUACCUGGACGGCUUACAUUGAUGUGGACGAGUUCAUUUAUUCUCCUUCCUGGUUCAAUUCGUCAAGCCCAUCAAGCUCCAUGUUGCAUUCCCUACUCACAUCAAUAUUAACGUCCAACGCCGAAGAAUUAGCAUCAUUGUCAUUAGGGCAAGUUCACAUCGGGUGUCACGAAUUCGGGCCGUCGAACCGGACGGAACAUCCUGCAGAGGGAGUGAUGCAAGGGUACAAUUGCAGAAAGCAGCUCGAAAACAGGCACAAGUCUAUAGUGUUAUUAGAUGCAGUGGACAAUUCUUUGUUGAACGUGAUACACCAUUUUAGUUUGAAGCCCGGGUACUGGCCUAGGAAGUUGAGCAUUCGGGAAGCGUUGGUGAAUCACUAUAAAUUCCAGGCGUGGCCGGAGUUCAAGACCAAGUUUAGAAGACGGGUUUCGGCUUACGUGGUGGACUGGACGCAACAGGUGAACCCUGGUUCCAAUGAUAGAACCCCGGGGCUAGGGUUUUCAGCCGUUGAACCUCAGGGUUGGCCUGGAAAGUUUUGUGAGGUGCUUGAUAACGGCUUGAAAGACCUCACCCGGAAAUGGUUCGCACUCGAAGUUGCAUCCUCCUCCUCCUCCUCCGAGGUUCACAACAACUACAAGAUGGCUUGGCAAAGGUGACCGGCAGCUGGCGGUACGUACAGCACCCUCGUUUUCUUGUUCACAAAGGAAGGGAAGGUGAGGUGGCGGCUGAGCAUACAUGAGAAUCUCAUACGAAUGAGAGAGGAUGAUUAAUGGAGAGAGUGAAGGGACGGAGCACUUGGACAUUUAGGAGGAAAGGAAUAUAAUACCAGUGUAAGGUUGCUUCUGGCUGCUACAAGACGACGACUAGUAGCUUUAUGG
Coffea eugenioides is the source of this 1710-nucleotide messenger RNA. Its product is annotated as glycosyltransferase family 92 protein At1g27200. NCBI's taxonomy places the organism in Eukaryota, Viridiplantae, Streptophyta, Magnoliopsida, Gentianales, Rubiaceae. The coding region runs from base 40 to 1488 and encodes 482 amino acids. The transcript has 4 exons. The record is from RefSeq and is a predicted model, not a curated record.